UCACAACUAUCACUAUGUGCGGGUCUUUAAAAAAAAACCAUCACUAUGACUAUUGACUUCAAUUAUUAUUUUUUCUAUGGACUAUUUUCUGCUAAUUUUUUGUCUUAUUCCUUUUGUCUGCAUAGCAUUGAGCAUUCUUAAAAGUUCAAUCCUAAUUUUAAAAGCUCACAUUUAUCUUAAUCCCAUGUAGAUAUUUUAUUAAACAAAAAUGUAUUUGUUGUUCCAAUUGAUUGGGCAACCGUUCCGAUUGAACAAAUGUAGGCAAUGCAAGUAAAUAAAGAAGCCUACGUUAAGUGAUAUCUCCGGCGACAGCGCCCACUAUAUCAUUAUGUGAUUAGUUCAAUUUGUGAAAUAAGAAGCUGGAGAAGAUGUCUGGGGAGGGCGAGCGGGCAUCGCGUCCUAAUUCUUUGCUACUUGAAGCCCCGGCACCUGAAAGGGAACCUCUGCAUUUUAAUGUAAAUCUAGUUGGAGCUCCUCCUGAGGUAGAACAGCUCGUUAAUAACAUAAAGCAAGUUGCAGAGGAUUUUCUGUAUCAUUGGAAAACAUUUCCUAUUGUUUUACCUCAAUCUCGAUUCACUGGGGCAGGAAAUCAUCCUUCAGACAUUAUAGUAGCACCACCAUGUGAUGAGAUAGAUGCAGCUGCCUUGGAUGCUGGGAUUGAGCCACAUCCCCUUUCACCAAAGCAGCUACAUUCAAUUAGAGAGAGAGGUGAGUUCGAAGUGCCGUCCCGACAUUUCCCUGGUCAGACGCACGUAUGGCGCGUAGCUGGAUGGUUGCAACGUGGCAGAAUCCGCGCGAGGGAAGAGCUCUAUCGCCACAUUGCGAGGGCUGUCGCGCUGAUCGUUGUGGUAGCUAGAGAUAGGCUUUUAAGGGAUGAAGCUAUCUCGGUCGUAGCUGGCGCGAAAGCCUUUCUUGAUGGGCUACACAGGCUUUUAGAUUUAGCGUUUGGUAUGCCUUCAUUAGAAGCCAGAGAUCUAGACAAGAAAAUACGUGAAGAGCGUUCGAGAUAUUUAGUCGCUGAACUUAUAUACAAGCCAGAAAACCGUGAAGAUGUUGCGGCCCUAGCAGCGUGGGUGACGCGUGCGAUGCGUCGUGCCGCGUCCGAAAAGAGCGACGCACGGGACGUACAUCGCGCCGCACCACGCGUUCCGCACAUUUAUACAACGCCGCAGCGGACACAAGUGGAUUUAAGACUGUACAGACGAGAACUACUACGCAAAGCCGCUGGUUCUCUACAAGCGAUAUUAGAGCGAGAAUCGCGGGGCUGGUUUCUUCACUUUCGCGAAAAGAAAGCGGCCCAUCUUGCGAGCCAAAAGGUGCCUAUUAAGGAUAUUGAAGAGGAAGUUUCAACGGCCGCGAUGCGCGAGUACGUAUCGCGCGUGUGCGCAGGCGUGAUGUCGUGUACGCAACUGGCGUCUCUGGGCCCGAAUGUGCCCGAACUGCUCGCCGAACAAUUGCGAGCGGCUGCCGCCAUCAAUAGGGCUCAAGAAGGAGUUCGCCGUAAAUUAGAAGCCGGUCUAGCAACAGCUGAGGCUCGACUACGUGCUUCCCAUCCAAUACUGUCCCGGGCGGACGCUUGGCGUAAAGAGAGAUUGGCCCUUGCUGCUCAGAGGUUGAAGGACGAAUUGAGAUGGACCGGUAUGGAGGAUGCGGCAGCAGCCAUGCAAGCCCAUAAAUUGCACCAACAUAGAUACUUUUUGCUUCGCGAUCUGACGUUUAUGAGGGAUCGGGAGCCUCUGCUUUUAAAGGAACUCCGGGCAGCGAAAACACCUACCCGCGAAUUUUCUUGGGCUACCCGUAUCUGGUUACCACGCAAUUGGGCUGUGAUACGUCACUUCCGAGGCCGAUCGGAAAGGAUACCGACAGUUAUCAGUAGCCGCGCUACUAAUAUUGUAACUCCACGAUCUGAUCCGUCCCAACCGGUGUUCCUCGCUGAUAGGGAAAAGGUCCGGUCUACGAGCACGAGGUGGCCGGGGUGGAGGCUGCUCAAUUUCGCCCACAGAACUUGGUGCUGGACCUGGAACAUAAUGUUCCUCUUCGGUGUAAUGAUUCCUUGGUGUUCGCCACUCUCGCUACGCACAUUGCUCUGUGUCAAACCGUUUGUGCCAGACUUGGAAUUAUCACAGGUUAACGGAACAUUGUUCCCGAAACGCAGCAGCGAGACACAGACGAUGUGGUCUCGUCUGCUGCAGCUGUGGCGACAUGUCUCCAAGGAACGGACCAGAUUCGAGACGGAGCCUGAUACGGGUCUCUUGGGCAAGGGUCUAUCCAGACAAGCGAACCGUGUAUGGAAUUAUGGUAUUGUGGGUGGUGUGGGCUCGCUCGCCUUACUUUUUCUGUUUCCGAUCGCAGCGUUGCUGGCAAGUCUGAUAGCGCUGGCAAUCGCAACGACUGUACCAUUUUGGAUGCCUUUUGCCGCGUUGACUGUUCACGCGGCGAAUGCCUUGAUAUAUGAGGUCGACUCGCCUGAUCCGCAUGGACUCAAUAGAUGGUUUGUCCUCCUGGAAGUGGUAUUAUGGCGUAUUGCGAUAUUGGGAUUGUUGCAGCCGGUUCUCGCCGUGAUGGUCGCCGUGCUGUUGUGCCCCAUUGCUGCCUUUAUACUGCUCAUUGGUGGGGUGGGAUGGUGGAGUAUCCGCGGAGUCUGGGAGCGGGCUUCCUGGCAUUGGGUCAUUGUUAGAGGGGCGCGGGUGCCCGCUCACGACUCUGCCUUUUGUACGCGCGUCGCUGGACCCGGAUUCCAUGCGCCUGCGUCUUAUCAGAUCACUGCCGCACAAGCCCUAGCGGCGGUAUGCGCACGCGCAGAAUGCGAACAACUAAACGCGUGGGGUUCGCAAUUGGAAGCCGCGGUUGAACGACCGUUGAGGGACUACCGUCAUUUCGUGGACGCCUGUUUUGGACCAUUUUCCGUUCAAAUUGCGAAGACAGGAGCCUACAAGCAGUUAGAGAAGGAAUGUAGCGAGCUGGUGGCUUCUGGUCGUGAGAAGUUGGCAGCUCGACGCCGGGAUCUCGCCCUUGGACUAAGUGACGCAGCGAGGGCGAGGGUCAGGAUGCCUGCGCAGGAGUUGAGGAAAGCGAUACACGCGUCAGCCCUUGAGUUGGCCCGUAUGUUUGGCCACGCGGCUCGUGCUGAAGAAUGGUGGACCGCGAGGGGACUGGAAUUAGGCGACUGGCACGCCUUGGCCGCUAAUACGCUCGUGGAGGUGUUCGAUGCCGAAAUCCUAGUUGCACUGGAAGAGGGUGAGGCGCGCCUGUCACUAGAUGCAGGUCCGGGCGUGAACACGUGGGCAGGGCGCUGUGCCAGAGACCACGCCCCGCCUGACGUUCUCGCUGAGAGAGACGAUUGGGGCAUUGCGCCUGGUAUGUGGGGAGAAUGGGGCGGGUCAGCUCUUCCGCGAGUGCCAGCGCCAUCAUUGGAAGCGAGUGCGUUUAGCCCCCGCGCCCCUCACUUGCCUCCAGUGCCACACCCUGCCACUGUAGCCCUAGUACUACAUAAUAGAGAGUCUGAUAACCCAGUACCAUUAGAGACAGAACUAUGUGUGGAAAUACUUCGCGGGCUAGAAGACGCACCCGACUGUGACGAUAAAAGAGAGGGUGUAGAAAGAUACCGCGGUGGUGGGAGCGAGGCUAGCAGCGACAGCAGUGGCUCCAUCUCGCCGGAUGAGGAACGGCUUCCGGACACGCCUGACUCUGCGCUUUGCAGAAUAUCUCCAAGCGCAGAGCGCGCGGCGUGUCGUUGGACAUUGACGGGUCGAGGUGUUCGCCUGAGGGCGGACUUGGCCAGUCCCGAAGACGUCACGUUGGACAUGGACCGACACGGCACGUCCGUCUGACACAUGUGACUUAUCUGAUUGAAAGUAAUUAGCGAAAUAUGACUAUCGUAAGUAGAAAUCGUUAAAUCGAAGUAUCGAAACUGUCAACUGAAAUUAAAUUGAAAUUGUUAAUUGUCAAUCUCAAUGCCAAUCAAAUCGAUAAACGACUACUAAAACUAUUGUCGACAAAAAACUACACAUUAAAAUAUACUUAAAGGAUAACUUCAAUUUUCUUGGCUCCAAUAACCCGUUUGUUCGUUCUUAUAUACGUUCGUUCGUUCGUUCUUAUAUACGUACGUUCGUUCGUUCUUAUAUACGUACGUUCGUUCGUUCUUAUAUACGUACGUUCGUUCGUUCUUAUAUACGUACGUUCGUUCGUUCUUAUAUACGUUCGUUCGUUCUAUCUUACACACGUUCGUUCGUUCUAUCUUACACACGUUCGUUCGUUGCUCUAGUAGCCGCUCCUCUGCCCUUCACAUAGAUCCAAUUUUCAUUCUUCCUUCACUCUCACCAUACCAUUGUGGAAUGCUCCGCCUGUAGCCGUUCAGACCUCGCAGUAAAUAUACGUUUAAGAAACAAUUCACCACAAACAACUUUACUACACUAUCUUUUUUACAUCUGUGGUGUCUGAAACUUCUUUUGUGAGUGAGAUUUACAUACUAUAAGUAAAUCACGUUGCAUAGCAACGACUAAUUGUUUGUUGACAAGAACAAAAUGACACUUGGCAUUUUUUUUUUAAAUAAUGAUCCACAGAUGUGUGGAUAAGGGUUCCAGCUUAAGGGAAUGACACACUUACUUAAAUAAUUAAGUAUGAACAUUUAAUGGAACCUGAUUGCGUUGUUGAUUCAUGAAAUGUGAAAAUUAUGUAAAUAAUUUAGAAGCUUAAAAUGGCUCAAUGUUAAAGAAUCUCGAUAUAACGUAAUAAAUUCUAAAAUUAGUAACGGCUUAAGCAUUUAUAGGUUAAGAUUCAAGAACGCUUUAAGCAGGAAUUGAUAGUGUUCGAUAUUUGAAUUUCUGACAUUGUAAACAGAUAAGAAUAUUUCAAUGACAGUGCAUAAUUUUUUCCAGAGCUAUAUAUCGUUUAAAUGUUUCUUUUUAUGUAUAAAACAUUCUCACGCAAAAUCUAGUUAACUGAAGUUAUAAAUAAUGUUAAAUUUUAUUUUAUUUUGAAUUAUCUGAAGUUAUUUUUACGAUAUCAGAAAUUCAAUUGCAAAUAUACCUCACAAGUGCACUUGAACAAUACAACGAGGUGCACGCUUACGAUUAGAUUUUAUCGGACCAUAUUUCAAUAAUUAUAAUUUUCGACUCCUAAUAUUAAUUGCUUUAUUAAUAUGGGUUAAAUAUAAUAUAACAAUAUAGAAAAUUAAAAAAAAAACAUCUCUAUUGAUUUUUAAUACAAUUUUAAUUUGUCCAUGGUCCCUUACUAGAUGUCGAUAUAAGCAUAAUCCUAAUUAUAAGGUUGUGUUGAGUUGAGUGUGAAUAAUUAGAUAUUUUAUUUAGUUAAGUUAAUGUAUGACGCAGCAAUUUUUUAUUUAUUAUGUGAGUGCACAAAGGGAAGACCAUUUAUAACAAUCAAAUCCAUUUUAGUGGUCAAUAUUUUGGUUUUGGCCUAAACAGAAAUUGACAUGAUAUUUAAAAUCAAUUAUAUUGAUAUUAAAGUUCUUUGAGCAUUUAUUCAUUGUAAGUUCCGAUUUGUAAUACAGUAGAAACAAAAUAUAUCAAAGAACUGGUUAACCGGUAAUAUUAAAUGUUCUGGUCAGUUCGUUCUUAAUGUUAUACUGUUUAUUCGUCAACGUGUAAUCAUCAAUUGUAUCUUCGUUUAAUGUCGAAUUUCAUCGCCCCCCACACGGUUUUAUGUGAAAAAAUUUUUUUGGCGGUAACUGAUUUACUUUUGACAAAUAACAAAUUAUCUAGUUUCUACUGUAUUAUAUAUAUAUAUAUAUCUUGUGGGCCUAAACAUUUUUGCUAUAAGAUAUCGAAUUAUAAUAGUAAGCUAAAUUUUCAAUGAGUGCCUAUAUUUCAAUUAUUUUAGUAGAUUUUAGAAUUAAAUAAGACUCAUCCAGGUAACAUACCUUUAGUGUAUUUUUGCAUUGACAUGUGGAAUAAUGGCAAAAGCAUUUUAAGGCCUGAAUAUAGUUUUUUUGUCUUUUCAAAAGUCUACUUCUCUACCCAAAAUCUUCUCGUGUCACGAACGAAAUGAUUGUAACGGAAAUAAUUUCAAUAAUAUUUACAAAACCCAGUAAGAUAAAUUGACUUCUGCCCUUAAUCCUCCGAGUCGCCUUAGAAUUUAGUGAGCACGUGCGAGCCGGCCAGUGAUUGUAGACUGUACAGCACUAUUUUAUUUAUGCACGUUUAACUAUUAAGAAUAACAUUGUUAGGACGGAGAAUAUUCCGAUAUUUGCCAUCAUUAUUGACAGUUUUGGUCAAUCCAUCAAGGUUUAUAGCCAUGUGACAUGUUCUGCAUUUGACACGUCAAGAAUUUUCAUUCAAAUAUUUGAAAUUCCUAUUGAUUAAAAGUGAUCUUUCCGUUUUCAAGCAAAUAAUGAAAUGUACUCAAGUAUUGAAAUAAAUGUAUUUAGCCUAGUUAUAGUUUUGAAAAUACUCAAACCAAUCCAAAGAAUUGUUGCAAUCUGAUGACAAGCUUUAGUUAGAUUAAAGAGUAAUUUUUUUGCUUUAUAUAAUAUACCUGAUCUAAGAUAUACAUUAAGUGAUAUAUUGGCAGUUUUUUUACUUUAAUUUAUUGAAAACAGUUUGCAGACAUCACACACAUAACGCUUUAACACUUAGUCUGCAAAUCUGAUUAACACACGUUAUUAUUUUUAAUAUUAAUGUAUUUAAAUGAAUGUAUUGUUUAUAAUUACAUGAUGAGAUAUAUUGAAU
Messenger RNA from Pieris brassicae (large cabbage white), 6689 nucleotides. RefSeq lists its product as uncharacterized. The transcript is spliced from 23 exons. The coding region runs from base 369 to 3830 and encodes 1153 amino acids. The record is from RefSeq and is a predicted model, not a curated record. Lineage: Eukaryota; Metazoa; Arthropoda; Insecta; Lepidoptera; Pieridae.